AGGAAAAUGAGGCCAAGGCGGUAUUAUGGCUCCAUGCUGUGGCAUGAGGGCGUUUUCUAGAGAACUUUACUUGCCAUAUAUCUUCUUUUUGGCGACUACGCGUACAUUUUCAUCAGCAAUGAAAGCAGUAAUUUUAGAUGGUCCAGGAGGACCUGAAAAUAUGAAAAUUGGUGAUGCUCCAAAGCCCACAGUAAAGGACGAUGACGUGCUGAUAAAAGUACAUGCAACUGCUUUGAACAGAGCAGAUAUAUUGCAAAGAAUGGGAAAAUAUCCGCCACCUAAAGGUGAAUCAGAAAUAAUGGGACUUGAAACAAGCGGAGUUGUUGAGUUUCUUGGAAAAAAUGUGCGCAAGAAGUUAAGAAUUGGUGACAAAGUAAUGGCAUUGUUAGCUGGUGGUGGUUAUGCUGAGUAUGUUUCAGUAUCAGAAUCAUAUGUCAUGAAAGUCCCCGGUAGCUUAAGUUUGCUUGAGGCUGCUUCCAUUCCAGAAGUUUGGCUGACUGCUUACCAGCUUCUUCACUUUCUUGGACGAAUUCAGAAAGAUGAAUCUGUCUUAAUUCAUGCUGGAGGGAGUGGUGUUGGAACAGCUGCCAUCCAGCUUGCAAAAUUAGCAGGAGCUAAAUCUUUUAUUACUGCUGGCUCUAAAGCAAAGCUUGAUUUUGCUAAAAGUCUUGGUGCAGAUCACACUGCCAAUUAUAAAGAAGAGGACUUCCAAGAAGCUUUUCAAAGUGAAACAAAUGGAAAAGGUAUAGAUGUCAUUUUGGACCCAGUUGGUGCAUCAUUUUGGGAGAAAAAUGCCAAACUGUUGGCUGUGGAUGGACGAUGGGUGCUUUAUGGACUUCUUGGUGGAAUGAAAAUAGAGGGUGAUUUGUUUAGAUACUUAAUGUCAAAGAGAGCACAGUUACUGGCAACAACUCUCAGAACAAGGCCCCAUCAGUAUAAAAAGGAGCUGAUUGAUUCAUUCAGUGAAAAUGUGCUGCCCUACUUUGAGAAUGGCCAAUUGAAACCAGUCAUUGAUUCAGUAUAUGAAUUCAAUGACAUUGCUGAAGCUCAUCGUGUCAUGGAGAGUUCUUCAAACACUGGAAAAAUUGUUAUCAAGAUCUCUAGUGACAAAGAUGAACUUUGAUCAAAGGUAAUCAAUGACCUGGGAUCUACUACAAAUUGGCUGCUUUGGUUUUAACGAUGGAAAAAUGAACAGUAAAUCUGAAAUGUAAUUUUACUCAAUCAUCUUGUUAUGUUUUGUUUUGGAAAAUGAUGGAUUCGAACAGUCGCUAUUUUUACUGGGACAUGCUGUCUACUGGUCCCUGAGAAUCUCCAGUCAUUUUUAAAUACUGGAAGAGUAUUUAUUUUUCUGCUGCUAGAAAUUAACUAAUUAGUUAAAGAAUAAAUGAAAAAUUUUUAGUUGA
Rhopilema esculentum is the source of this 1403-nucleotide messenger RNA. Its product is annotated as quinone oxidoreductase PIG3. Lineage: Eukaryota; Metazoa; Cnidaria; Scyphozoa; Rhizostomeae; Rhizostomatidae. The record is from RefSeq and is a predicted model, not a curated record. Gene Ontology annotation, molecular function: NADPH binding; quinone reductase (NADPH) activity; quinone binding.